AUGGAGGGCGACAUGGUAACUUCUGUCACUGAGCUAUACAAGCAGAAGGACUGGAAAGCCAUAGUGGAAGGUUACCGGGAACACCCCGAACGAAAUAAGUUACUGUGGGUAUUCCCCACGGAAGAGAAUUUUGAGUUUAUAACUAAGUGUAUGGAGGAACUGAAGUGCAAUGAUAUUUUGAGCGUUGGAUGCGGUAGCGGCCUCCUUGAAUGGAUUAUCACUGAAGCUACAGGUUACCCUGUAUCAGGCCUAGAAGUAGAUGGAGCAUGGUGGCAAUGCAGAUACGCUCCCCCUACAUUUAUACCACUGAAAUUCACUGCACCAGACUUGGACAAAGACACAACCACUUUAUUAAAAGAUAGCGACACUACUGCCUUACUCUUCUGUUACUUUAAUAAUGGCCCAGCUUUCAAACGGUAUUUACAAUAUUAUUCCGGGAAAAUGAUGAUUAUAAUCGGUCCGGGUUAUGAGAAAGGGGUGCAUACAGACCCUACGCCAUUCGGAGACGUGCCCGAAGCGUGGACCCUAUAUGGUUGGCAAGAAGUCGCGUGCACUAAGGAUUUUAUAGCUGUAUACUGUCGUAAUAUAAGCUAG
Pararge aegeria (speckled wood butterfly) is the source of this 594-nucleotide messenger RNA. RefSeq lists its product as uncharacterized. Bases 1 to 594 code for a protein of 197 amino acids. The transcript has 2 exons. The record is from RefSeq and is a predicted model, not a curated record. NCBI's taxonomy places the organism in Eukaryota, Metazoa, Arthropoda, Insecta, Lepidoptera, Nymphalidae.